UUCUGGGAGAUUUGAAAAAGAAAGCGACCAACAAGGCACACAUUGAGGCUUCAAUUUGUCAAGCAUAUAUUCAACAAGAAACCUCAACGUUUUCAUCUUUUUAUUUUGAGCGUGAAGUAAUCAGUAAAAGAAAGAGACCUGCUCGGAACGAUGACAUUGGCGAGGAUUCAUAUGAUAAAGUAGUUUCUAUUUUCAACUACCCAGGUAGAGGUAAAGGAGCUGCGACUUACCGUUACAUCGUGGGCGGAGAAAUGAAAAUUGCACAUACUUACAUCCUCAUGAAUUGUCCAGAAAUCUUACCAUUUUAUAAUGAAUUUAGAGCGUCUUUAUCAGCAUUUCCUGAUGAUGCAAUUGAUGCAAUGGUGGACUCUGACUUUGCAUUAUGGUACCAACAGCAGAUCAGGUACCGUGGGAUUAACGACCCUCUGUUAGUAUCAUUAUCGUGGGGCCCUUCUUCCUAUGCAAAGGUUUGGCAUUCAUAUGUGA
Molecule: messenger RNA, 486 nt
Organism: Cuscuta europaea
Lineage: Eukaryota; Viridiplantae; Streptophyta; Magnoliopsida; Solanales; Convolvulaceae
Source: the annotation of a GenBank genome assembly